Molecule: messenger RNA, 1994 nt
Organism: Pectinophora gossypiella (pink bollworm)
Lineage: Eukaryota; Metazoa; Arthropoda; Insecta; Lepidoptera; Gelechiidae
Gene: sing
Product: protein singles bar
Exons: 4
Coding region: 803-1351 (182 amino acids)
Cellular component (GO): membrane
Source: RefSeq, a predicted model, not a curated record
CGGGAAGCCGCUGGAUGCGGGCAGCGCAGGACCGAUCGUCGUGGAGAUCCUUGGGGGAGGCUUUUGCCCAGCAAUGGGCGUCGUACGGCUGAUAAUGAUGAGGUAGUAUAAACAUCGAAACGCUGUUUUUCAGAGAUUCAUUUCGUUUUGGAUCUAUCGUCAAUUCAAUCUGAAUUAUUUAUAAUGAAGCACUAAAGCUAAAAUAUAAAGCUUUUAACUUGUCAAAAGGAAACGGCUUUGGUUGGAUGUAAACAUUAUACCAAAAAUAGGAAUUCACCCUCGCCGUGAGAGUGAGACGUUAUUUUUGUCUGCGCACGCGUCGCGGUGGGCACGCGACAUUCAUAUUACUCCCAACUUUUGUCUGGACGUGUUUUCAGCAGUAUGAUCUAUACUGCCCACAUUCACAUUUCUUUUUAUCUACAAUAAAUACAAAAUAGUAAAUAAAAAAUUAUCUAUUGUUCAAGGUAUAUGUGCGGUUAUACUCGUAGUUUGAAAACUAGGAUCAAACUCUGAAGAAGAGAAGUGUAGUGGCUUACGAGAAGUUGUAUACAAUGGAAAACAUUUUCUCGCGUAUUUGGGUGAUAGAGUGAAAGUUGAAUGAACUUGAAGUGAAACGCGUUCGCAAAACGUCUAAAAAUAUUGUGUUGUGACUAACACUGACCGUGUAAAUGGGAGAGCGGUUCAAUUCCCCCGUGCUUCCUGUCUGGUCCGGCAUUCCUGGAGUACGCGUAUCGAUUUAAACAAGUUUUUGCGCAAUAUUUUGACAUAAAGAAGCUACAGAAGUAAGUGGGAAGGUCGAAAAAUGACUCGUGGUCCGACGAUAGUGCGCGUGGCUCCGGGUGGUGCAGCUGGUGGCCGGGGCAUCAAGUGUUGUUGCUGUAGGUGCUGCGAAUGCUUCAAUUUCGGCUACCUCACCAGCCAGCAUGGGGUCAUAAAACUGGCCGAAGCCAUGUUAGGAGGGCUCUGUCAGAGCUUGUUGGUGAAAUAUGGUCUAUCGGAGGCCAGCAGCAUGGGAUCGGCCUUCCACGGAUUCCUUACCACAGCCUCGGCCUGUCUCCUCACCACAGCCCUCCUCAUCACCUGCUACGUCGUCUCUUCCAACUCUCAGCAGUUAAUACGACAAUCUAUAUUUGAGUGGCUAUUCAACGCGGUCGCCUGUUUCCUGUACCUGUCAGCAUCGUCAUAUAUGGGCGUCGCUGUCAACAUAUAUCUCUAUCCUCGGUACGCGCUCGUCAACAUGUACUCUGCCUACCCUGCUAUGACUGCAGUCUACUAUAUCGGAGUGGUGGUGGGCAUACUGCACGGUGUGGAUGCGUACAUCUCCUACAAGUAUCAUAAAGGAUAUCGAUGAAUCACCACGAAUCGUAUAAGUACUUAAUAGAGAUGUGCCGACUACGAUUUUCGCCGACUAGCUUAGUCGGCCUCAGAAAGCUCAAUAGUCGGCUGAUUAGUCGGUCAAAUGUCCGAGCAAUACAUUGUAUACGAAAUACCACUUUUGAAAUUGGAAGAUCAUUUUCAUAACAUCAGCUUUUUCAUUGACAAAAACGGCAAUCAAAUAUUUUUACAGAUGUUUGUUCAUCCUGCAAUAUUAAUUAAAUGCGAAAUAGGUAUAUUUCUUAUUGUUGCAUGUCAAUUAUUGUGAUUGUUAUAAAUAUUGAUUAAUUAAUAUUCACCGAGCUGCUAUUUCAAGUAUUUAUCACAUUUUGAAGCUAAAAUAUUGCAAGCCUACGUUGUUUUGCCGGCUAGUUACUGGCUACAAUAUUGGCCGACUAUUCGGUUUUCCCGACUAGUCGGUGCAUCUCUAAUACUUACCAUUGUAACCUUCCAUUCCAUAAGUGAAUUAACUUUAAACUAACAUCCAACUAAUGUAAAGGAAACGAUACCUGUUUUUUAAGUACCUAACAAUUUUAUGUUUUAGAUUUACUUUUCAACUAAAUCUUACCUUAUGUACCUAAUAAGGAACACAUAACGAAAUAAUAAUUAUUUUUUAAUAA